CUAAAACUCUAAUAGUUAAGUUCUCUUUAUAUAAUAAUGCAACAAAGCUUCUUCAUCAAUCACAACUUUCGUUAAUUCAAAGCUACAACACAACUUACAAAUCUCUUUUUUUAACUCUCUUUCCAAGAAAAAGAUGAUCAACACUAAGAAACUACUCAAGAUGGCCAAGAAAUGGCAACAGAGAGCAGCCCUACACAGGAAAAGAAUAUCAUUUCAGAGAUCAAGUACUACUACUACUAGUAGCAGCUCAUCUGCUGUGGAGAAGGGCUGUUUCGUGGUUUACACGGUUGAUAAAAUCCGCUUUGCUUUUCCCAUAAGUUACCUGAACAACUCUGUUUUCCAAGAGCUCUUGAGGAUCUCUGAAGAAGAGUUCGGCCUCACGGCAGGUGGACCAAUCACGUUGCCGUUCGAUUCCGUUUUCUUGGAGUAUCUCAUCACAUUGAUCGGACGAAGAAUCGAUGGAGAUACAGAAAAGGCUCUGCUAAUGUCAAUCUCUAGUGCUAGAUGCUCUUUGCAACUACAAGAACAACAAAGUAGUAGUACUCAACAAUUACUUGUAUUUUAGAGAAUUACACGCUAAAUCCUUCUAUAGUUCUACUGUAUCAGAUAGACAGAUCAUUUCAAAAAUACAAACUACUAUUUUUUUCUU
Arabidopsis lyrata subsp. lyrata is the source of this 649-nucleotide messenger RNA. Its product is annotated as auxin-responsive protein SAUR65. Lineage: Eukaryota; Viridiplantae; Streptophyta; Magnoliopsida; Brassicales; Brassicaceae. The record is from RefSeq and is a predicted model, not a curated record. Gene Ontology annotation, biological process: response to auxin.